This is a messenger RNA of Schistosoma turkestanicum, 3418 nucleotides long. NCBI's taxonomy places the organism in Eukaryota, Metazoa, Platyhelminthes, Trematoda, Strigeidida, Schistosomatidae. The record is from the annotation of a GenBank genome assembly.
GAUUGACUGACAUCCAAUCCUAACUACUGAAGAUAAAAGCCUGAAGCGUUACUUCAGUUUUACAUUUUACUUUGAGCGCGUGUUAUUAUUUUUUUCGUUACGGAGAUGGAUGAGCUAAGUUGGGGUGUUGAACUUUGGGAUCAUGUAGAGAAUCUGUUUAAACAUGAAAUCGAUCAGAUUGGAUUAACUGAGUCCUAUUUCAAACUUUUCUCAGAUGUUCAAAAGCUACAACAUGAAUUCGGAAAGAAAUUAAGGAAAACGGUUUCUGUAUAUUUACCAAGGAAAAAACCCGAUGUUGACGAAUUAUCUUCCGUUCUAACAUAUUCAAGUAUCGUGCCACAAAUUCUUGAAAUGGGUGUUACACAUGAGGCCAGUUCCAAAAAACUUAAUGAAUCUGUUGUCAAUCCAUUCAAAACUGAAGUUGAAAAUGAGAAGAGAUCCUUGGAAAAACAGCGUUCUCAUUGGUCAAAGAUGAACUCGACUCUAGAACAGUCGCGUAAGCAGUUGGAGCUAAGCUGGCAAAAGUAUGUAACCAGUUUCAAAGAAAAACAGAAAGCGUAUGAGGUUUCGGAAAGAGCUCAAAAUGAUAUCCAACUAGCUCGAGUAGAUCAACAAAAGUUUGAAGCUCUUUAUCAAAGCAAAGUACAGUCUUUUGAUCAAGCUAGUAGAAAUUAUGCUGAUGAUUUAACUAAAUACAAUACAGCUAAUCGACGUCACUUCAGCACUGAUAUAGUGACUUUUGUAGAUGAUAUGGAGUGUUCAAGUCGCAUGAGAAACAACCGCACUCGUGAACUUUUACUAAUGGUCGCCCGCAUAAAUGAAGAAACAAUAUCGAAACUCACUAGCUGCAACAAGUUAAUAUCUGAAGCGGUUUCUGCUCUUGAUUCGUCCUGUGACUCAGCCACGGUAAUAAAGAGGUUGCAUACAGAUGAACAACCUCCAGCUGAUUUACCAUUCCUCGAUUUGGAUAAAUGUCCUGUAAGUAUUUUGGACGGUCCGGCUUCAGAACUGGGAGCUCUAAUACUUGGUGUUGAAUCAGCAGAAUGCCCAAAUCAGUUAAAUAACUCAGGGAGUACCGUUUCAGGUAGCGGCAUGAUGAGUGGAUUCAUUCGAUCCACUCAUAAGACUUCAAAAGAUGAAUAUCUUAGUCUACGUUCACCAUUCAUAUGUGGUAUUAGUAUAAAAAGUAUAAAGACUGCAGAUUUGACAAUCAGACAAGUUUCUGACCGCCUAAAAGUAUUAAGGGACUUGGUAGUGAAGACUGAUAAUGAAUUGCGAAGCACUGAUCGAAUGAUUGAAUCCUGUCGGACCAAUCCUAAAUUUGGAGAUAUGGAAUGUUUAGUUCGAGCAGGUGCUAUUUACAGUAGACGUUUAAAUUCAUUAAAAAACCAUAUUAAGGAGCUUGAGGUGAAAUUCAGCAGUCUUGGUGGUGAUUUAGCCUAUACAAAAGCUGAAUCAAUAGCUGAAAAGCUUAGUUCACGUGCUGUAAUCAAUAAUAACUCAAAUACUUCAAAGAUUCCAUUUGUAAAUACCAAAUCUGAUGUUGACGAUGAUGAUGAUGGUGAAAGUGAUCAUUCAUUUGAUUCAGAUCAUGAAAAUGCUACGAAUACAAUCAACAGUAAUAAUAAUAGUAAUAGUCAUGAUAACAGUAUUGUAAAUAGCAGUUCGGAUAUACAUGCAGUAAAUCAAUACAUUGGCUAUGCUUCCGUUUUGUAUGAAUAUGAAGGUGACGGAAGUAAAUAUUUGGCAACAAAGCCUGGAGAAUUGUAUUAUGUGUCAAGUGUGGAUUCGACCAAUUCUGGCUGGACAGCUGUAGUAUCUGAAGAUGGAACACGUCAAGGUUUUGUUCCGACUGCUUACAUCAAUUUAACUCUAUAUUGAAUGAUCAAUUUUUAAUCGACUAUUCUUUACUCUUGUUUCUCUCUGUUUCUUUCUCUCUCUCUCUCUCUCUCUCCUAACUUCUUUUUCUCUCAAUAUAAUAAUUUUACUGUUAAUAUGAGUAUUCCAGUCUUCUUUAAUUAAAUUAAUAAAUAUUUUCCUGUGUUCAUUAAUAUUGAACAUAAUAUUUAUUGAUUUGUACAUUUAUCUCAUUGACUUAAUUUUUAAUAUUAUCUUCAUUCACAUUCUCAAUUAUGACCACUGCUGUUAGUUUAUCACUAUUCUUAUUCUCUCUAAUAGUAAUUAGUUGACGUUGAAUCUCGGAAAUCAAAGAUUAUUUUAAUUAUCAGUUCACUUGUUACUUUUCAUCAAUAUAUUAUUAAUAUAUUAUUAUUCUUAUUAUUAUAUUAAAUAUUAAAGGUGCACACAAUGCAUUAAUCAUUAAUUAGAAAAACACUUUGAACAAUGAACACAUGAGUGCCUUUAAUCAAGAUUCAUUCAGACUUAUUGUACUACUGCUUUACAAAGAUGUUCACAAUUUUGAAUAGAUCAGAAUUUUUAAAAAAAAAAACACAAGGGGGGAAACCAUUUCAUCAAGUAACUUUUACUUUACUUUGUUUUGUUUUUCUCGGUAAAAAAAUUCUCUUGUGUAUCAUGAAAGAAAAGUUAACUUACUUGUGUUACUACUAAUUAAUUGAUUAUCUAGUCUUCAGUAUUUCCAAAAUUCAUUAACUUUCAAUCAUGAAAUAAAUAUAUGCUUCACUCACUGAUUGAUUCAAUCCUAUUGGCAAAUAAUCACUGAAGUUGUAUUGAUUCAUUUUAUUGUUGAACUUAUGAUACAUGAACGUGUGUCAUAUAAGUUAUGUUUAAUUUAUACGGAUUCAGUUUUCUGUUAUUUCCUUUUAUCGUAUAUAUAUAUAUAUAUAUAUAUAUAUAUAUAUAUAUAUAUAUAUAUAUUCCAAUGCUUAAACAACGUACAACACUUGUGAACAAUAAAACUGAUUAAAACAGAAGUACAACGUUUAUUAUUGAACAUAAGAGUUAGCAUCAAUAUAUAUUUAUUUUAUUACCUAACUAUUGAACUCGAUUUUCAAAUGCAUCAUAUUUGCUGGCCUCUGUUUGAUUUCUUUCUUCCUUCUCUCUCAUUUCUUUUCGUCCCUUUUUCUUCUCUAACUAACAUAAUUCAGUAAAUUUUGCUUGUUUGUAUAUUUUAUUCACCAAUUUGUUUUUCUACGUAUAUAGAGAGGAUACUUAUGCAUUUUGUUUUUUUAGCCAUGUCAGUUCUGGACUUGCUUUCUGUUUGUUGAUUGGUUAUUAUUGGAGUUGUAGUUUUCAGUUCAUCUUCUAGUUGGUAAGUAUGAUAAAUUUGUUUCAGUAUAUCCAUCACUCAACCGUUGGCACUAAACCCCGUAUGUUCGAAUUUUUCUUAAUCCAAAAUUUAUACAACUGGUGUUAUUACUAUGUCUGUUGUUCAUUUAACAGCUGAGUCCUAAAUUCAUAGAUUAUAAUGUGGAUGUCUGACAGUAGUAGAUAUUCAAGG